AUCAUCUUCACUCUAUGUUAGAAAGAAAGAAAUAUUUGAAUGAUUCCACACUUUUAAAAACAAGAUUGCACGCUGGUGGAAAUUGUUUAUAUAUGCUGAUGAUACCAUAAACUCAUAAAUUGUUAAACAAAUAUUCAAGAAUUUCAUGAUGGGCUGUGGAUAUUAAGCAUGACCAAGUCCAGAAGCUUUCUUCAAGCUCUCAAUCCCUUCAAAUCUCGUUCAAGAAGAGGAGGAGAAGAGGAUGUGGAGACAGUUGCUUCUCAAGAACAGAAACAAUUCACUUUGCAUACCUUGGUGGUUGCUACCAAGGAUUUUCAUCCCAGUAAUAAGCUAGGACAAGGUGGCUUUGGCCCAGUUUUCAAGGGGAAGUUGGAUGAUGGGAGAUUGAUUGCUGUCAAGAAGCUUUCGCAAAGCUCAUCUCAAGGGAAGAGGGAAUUUUUGAAUGAGGCGAAAUUGUUAGCCCGUGUUCAGCAUCGAAAUGUUGUUACCUUGCUAGGUUAUUGUGCUCAUGGUGUUGAGAAAUUGCUAGUGUAUGAAUAUGUUGCUAAUGAGAGCCUUUACAAACUUCUAUUCAAAUCUGGAAGACGAGAAGAAUUUGAUUGGAAGAAAAGGUAUGACACGAUAACAGGUGUUGCUCAGGGUUUGCUUUACCUACACGAGGAUGCACACACUUGCAUCAUCCACCGGGAUAUUAAGGCCAGUAAUAUUCUUCUAGAUGAUAAGUGGAGAGCAAAGAUUGCUGACUUUGGCAUGGCAAGACUCUAUCCUGAAGAUAAAACCCACGUUAACACCCGGGUUGCUGGCACUACCGGGUACAUGGCCCCAGAGUAUGUUAUGAAUGGAAAUCUAUCUAUCAAAGCAGAUGUCUAUAGUUUUGGUGUUCUGCUCCUGGAAAUCAUCAGUGGACAGAAGAAUUCAUCUUUCAACCUAGAUCCUGAUUCCCAGAGUUUACUCGAUUGGGUAUACAAACUUUACAAAUUGGAUAGAACUUUAGAGGUUGUGGACGCAGCAUUGGCUUCUACAGUGGUUCCAGCACAUGCAGAAUUGUGCAUAAAAAUCGGAUUGUUGUGCACCCAAUCUGAUCCUCACUUACGUCCUACCAUGCGUCGAGUGGUUGUAGUGCUGUCACAGAAGCCAGUAACACUUGAAGAGCCAACAAAACCAGGAUACGUUGGUGCAACGUAUAGAAGGAACCGGAGGCAUAAUGCUUCUUCUUCCACAGCCAGGGCCAAUUCUAGUUCUCAGUCUUUUGGUUCACUCACAAAUUCCAACACUGCUUCUCUAUCGGCUACUGCUACAACUAGCGGUACUGCAACUGCAACUGUUACUGAAGCUGCUAGGAGAUCAGCUCUAACAAAUUCUUCAAGAUUAGCAGACCCUCGUGGUAAGCGGCCUGUGGAAGAUUAGGUUAGUCCAAUUUAUUCGGUUUUUCGGUGUUAUUCUUUGAAUGUAGAUAAUAGGUUGUUGGUAAAUGCACCUUCUUAGGCAAAUUGUACUUGUUAGCAUCCUCCAGAGGCUAGUUUUACUCAGAAACAGGACAUUGAAUAAUUUGUCAGAAAAUGAAGAGAAAUAGAACAGUUUUUUUGUAAGUUGGACUUCAAGAUUGGCUACUUUGCUCUGUAAUGGAGCAAGCCAUGAAGUUUCAAAUGUUUUUGCACGAA
This is a messenger RNA of Daucus carota subsp. sativus, 1661 nucleotides long. Its product is annotated as cysteine-rich receptor-like protein kinase 43. Gene Ontology annotation, molecular function: ATP binding; protein serine/threonine kinase activity. The transcript is spliced from 6 exons. Lineage: Eukaryota; Viridiplantae; Streptophyta; Magnoliopsida; Apiales; Apiaceae. Gene Ontology annotation, biological process: protein phosphorylation. Bases 169 to 1407 code for a protein of 412 amino acids. The record is from RefSeq and is a predicted model, not a curated record.